This is a messenger RNA of Scomber scombrus (Atlantic mackerel), 2305 nucleotides long. RefSeq lists its product as uncharacterized. Gene Ontology annotation, biological process: immune response. The transcript is spliced from 13 exons. The coding region runs from base 173 to 2305 and encodes 710 amino acids. Lineage: Eukaryota; Metazoa; Chordata; Actinopteri; Scombriformes; Scombridae. The record is from RefSeq and is a predicted model, not a curated record. Gene Ontology annotation, cellular component: external side of plasma membrane.
GUUUCCAUUGAAGACUAACACAGUUGCUUUUGGAAAUGUUCACCUGCAUAGAUCUCUAUACUUAUUCGCUGUGUUUUUUUCACGAUCGAUAUCUGUCGCCAAUCUGCUGAGCUGCACUUAGCUGUUGCUGCUCACACCCUUCAGACAGAACUUCAACUUAACUCAAAACAAGAUGAAGAGACUAAUUGUGUUGCUUCUGUUUUGUCACCUUGCGUCUACAGAGAAACACUCCCUGAAGUUUUUUCUUACUGCUACGGCUGGCGUCUCAAACUUUCCGGAGUUUGUAGCUGUUGCACUUGUUGAUGAAGUUGAGGUGGGUUACUGCGACAGCAAUGGAAAACGUCCAGAACCCAAAACAAGAUGGAUGAAAAAAAUAGUAGAAGAAGAUCCUAAGCAUCUUGAGUGGUACUCUAAUCAGUGUUCCCAUAACCAGCACGUCUUCAGAGGCGUCAUCGAGAGUUUGAAGCAGCGCUUUAACCAGUUUGAAGGUGCCAAUGUUUUUCAGAGGAUGAAUGGCUGUGAAUGGGAUGAUGAGACUGGAGAAUAUGAGGGAUUUAUUCAAUAUGGCUAUAAUGGUGAAGAUUUCUUGACAUUUGACAUGGAGACAAUGACAUGGAUUGCUCCAAAGCCACAAGCUGUCGUCACCAAACACAACUGGGACAGAGAUAGGACUGGCAAUGUUAAUUGGAAGAUUUCCGUUACCUAUAACUGUUUGCAUUUCCUUAAGAAGUAUGUGAACUGUGGAAAAACGUCCCUACAAACACCAGACCUUCCCUCAGUGUCUCUCCUCCAGAAGACUCCCUCCUCUCCAGUCAGCUGCUUCGCUACAGGUUUCUACCCUGACAGAGCCGAGAUAUUCUGGAGGAAAGAUGGAGAGGAGCUUCAUGAGGACGUGGAACUUGGAGAGAUCCUCCCUAACCAUGAUGGAUCCUUCCAGAUGAGUGUUGACCUGAACCUUUCAUCAGUCACACCUGAAGACUGGAGGAGGUACGAAUGUGUGUUUCAUCUCUCUGGUGUGAAGGACGACAUCAUCACCAAACUGGACAAAGCUGUGAUCAGAACCAACUGUGUUCCUCCCUCAGAGUUCCCUGCUGGUCCUGUUAUUGGAGGUGUUGUAGGACUGCUGCUCCUGGCAGUCUGCAUCACUGGAGUCUUCAUCUGGAGAAGGAGAAAUAAUGGAUUCAGGCCUGCAAACUCUUCAGACUCAUCAUCCACUGAAACUUCUUGUGUCAAGAUGCAGCCCUUAACUGAUCACAAACGUCUGUAUCAAAGCAAGAUGAAGGAGAUUCUGUUGUUUCUUCUCUUUUUCCAUGAUGUCUCUCCAGUAAAACACUCGCUGAAGUUUUUAGUCACAUCAUCCUCUGGAGUCAAAAACAUCCCAGAUUAUGUGGGUGUUUUGUUGGUUGAUGAAGUUCUAAUAGGAUACUGUGACAGCACCGGGGAGAAAACAGAAGUCACACACGACUGGAUGAAAAAACUGAUGAAAGAUGAUCCACAACACUUGGAGUGGUACACUCAGAGGUGUUUGUUAAACCAAUACAUAUACAAAGCUCACAUUGACAUUUUGAAGAAGCAACUGAACCAAACUGGAGAUGUCCACAUCUUACAAAGGAUGUACGGCUGUGAAUGGGACGAUGAGACUGGAGAGGUUAAUGGAUUUGUUCAGUUAGGUUAUAAUGGAGAAGACUUCUUAGCAUUUGACCUGAAGACUCUGACAUGGAUCGCUCCAAAACCAGAAGCUGUCAUCACCAAACACAGCUGGGACAGAGAUAGACCAGGCAAUGAAAGGUGGAAAUACUUACUAACCCAGCAUCACCCUGAGUUAGUGAAGAUAUAUUUGGACUAUGGGAAGAGCUCUCUGAUGAGAACAGAGCUUCCCUCAGUGUCUCUCCUCCAGAAGACUCCUUCCUCUCCAGUCAGCUGCUUCGCUACAGGUUUCUACCCUGACAGAGUCAUGAUGUUCUGGAGGAAAGAUGGAGAGGAGCUUCAUGAGAACGUGGAACUUGGAGAGAUCCUCCCCAACAAUGAUGGAUCCUUCCAGAUGAAUGUUGAGCUGAACCUUUCAUCAGUCACACCUGAAGACUGGAGGAGGUACGAAUGUGUGUUUCAUCUCUCUGGUGUGAAGGACGACAUCAUCACCAAACUGGACAAAGCUGUGAUCAAAACCAACUGUGAGUUCCCUGCUGGUCCUGUUAUUGGAGGUGUUGUAGGACUGCUGCUCCUGGCAGUCUGCAUCACUGGAGUCUUCAUCUGGAGAAGGAGAAAUAAUGGUGAGGGACAACAAUACUUUUUCAAGCAAUUUUAA